UGUCAUCCACUCCUCCUUUUAUUCUCUGUGUUGAUCUUUGAGCAGCGCGUUAAUACAGCAAAGUGGCAAUUCGUCUCGUUGUUGUCAGUGGUGAUAUGACUAGACCACAUCUAACUCACUCACGAGAGGAAUUUGGCAAAGAUCCGGUGAUCAGCGGAGGAGAUGGACGUGCAUAUUUGAUCAGUUUGAUUUAGAAGACACAUCCCAGAGGGUUUUAAGAGGAAGCGAGAGACAUUUCCAUUCCAAAACAGUACUAGCAGCUCAAACCAGUGCCAAACGGGACCGGUGAGGAAGACGAGGUGGAUGAAGACCGUUGUAUUUAGAGAUACAUGCCUAUACACCAGCAACGGGCGGGAGAAACCUGUUACAAGACCUGGACAAGACUACUGAAAGUCCCUCAGUCACCAUCCUCAACAAGAGGGAGAAUUUCAACCGACAGAGACCUAUUUUGAAUUUGGAAGGUGGCAUUCUAGCACAAACCAUCAGACACCAGCCAUGCCUUUAUCCUUCGGUCCAUCCCACCUUUCCCCCUUGUCCUUCAUUCACCUGUUCCUCCUCCUUGUUUUCUUCCUUUCUUUCUCCACCACUUCUAAAGCUGACUCCGACGAUGCACCCCAAUCUACCUCCAACUGUUCCCAAAAUGAAGAAUGUACAGAUGGGGUCCUUUUGCCUGUUUGGAAUCCCCAGAAUCCUUCAGUUGGCGACAAAGUAGCCCGUGCCAUUGUGUACCUCGUGGCACUUGUCUACAUGUUCUUAGGCAUGUCGAUCAUUGCCGACCGCUUCAUGACUGCUAUCGAAGUUAUAACGUCUCAGGAAAAGGAGAUCACUACAAAGAGACCCAAUGGGGAAACCGUAACAACUACAGUUCGUAUUUGGAACGAGACUGUCUCCAAUUUAACCCUCAUGGCUUUGGGUUCCUCAGCACCUGAAAUCUUGCUUUCUGUCAUUGAGGUCUGUGGACAUCACUUUGAAGCUGGAUCUCUUGGUCCCAGCACCAUCGUGGGCAGCGCUGCCUUCAACUUGUUUGUGAUCAUUGGCAUCUGUGUCUAUGUGGUACCUGAUGGUGAAACACGUAAGGUCAAACAUCUUCGAGUUUUUUUUGUGACGGCUGCGUGGAGCAUGUUCGCCUACAUCUGGCUGUAUCUCAUCCUCUCUGUGUUCUCGCCUGGUGAGGUGGAAGUGUGGGAGGCAGUGUUGACUUUCCUUUUCUUCCCUCUCUGUGUGGUCCAGGCCUGGAUUGCGGACCGUCGUUUGCUUAUUUACAAAUAUGUCCGCAAACGCUACCGAGCCAACAAGGGUCGCGGAAUCAUUGUUUCCGAGGCAGGGGAGGAGCUUGCCAAGGAUGGGGAAUUCACAAAGAUGGACAUGCUGGAAAUUGAUGGAAUGGCGACACAUCUGGAUGGAGUGCUCGGCAGGGAAGGUGGGCUUGAUGGACGGGACCAAGAAGACGAGGCCAGAAGAGAUAUGGCAAGAACUCUGAAAGAAUUGAAGCAGAGACACCCUGACAAGGACAUGGAGCAGCUCAUAGAGAUGGCCAAUUAUCAGGUCUUGAUACAGCAGCAGAAGAGCAGAGCUUUCUACCGCAUUCAGGCAACGAGAAUGAUGAUUGGUGCUGGGAACAUCUUGAAGAAGCAUGCAGCAGAUCAGGCCCGUAAGGUGGUCAGCAGCGGAGAAACACGAGAGCAGGAGAACGAACCUCAUAUUACACGAAUAGAGUUUGAACCUGUCCUCUACCAGUGUUUUGAGAAUUGUGGGUCCUUAAAUCUUACUGUGCAAAGGCAUGGAGGAGAUGCAGGAUGUACUGUCAAGGUUGACUACCACACAGAAGAUGGCACUGCCAAUGCUGGCUCUGACUACGAAUUUACUGAGGGCACAUUGGUCUUUAAACCUGGCGAGAGCCUUAAAGAGGUAACCGUUGGCAUUAUUGAUGAUGACAUCUUUGAGGAAGAUGAAUACUUCUAUGUCCGCCUGAGCAAUCCCCGCAUAGUCGGGUGGGCUGAUGGACAUCCUAUUGCUUUGGAAAUUGGUGCACCCGCCCCCACCGCAGUCCUUGGCGAGGCCCACACAGCGACUGUGACCAUCUACGAUGACGAUCAUGCAGGAAUCUUCACAUUCGAGAGCGAAUCAGUGCGGGUAAGCGAAAGCAUCGGGAUCAUGCAGGUGAAAGUCCAGAGGACAUCUGGAGCACGUGGCCUGGUGGCAGUACCGUACCACACAGUGGAUGAAACUGCUCAUGGUGGGGAGGACUAUGAGGAAGUGUCUGGGAAACUGGAGUUCCAGAAUGACGAGACUAUAAAGACUAUUGAGGUGAAGAUUAUAGACGAUGAAGAGUAUGAAAAGAAUAAGACCUUCAGCAUUGAGUUAGGAGAGCCAGUGUUGCUGGAGAUCGGACAGAAACAUGGAGACACUAUUGAGAAUAGAACCGAGGUUGGGGCUGAUGAAGAAGAAGUGGCUAAGAUGGGAUGUCCCAGUCUGGGAGAACAUAACAGGCUGGAGGUGAUGAUUGAAGAGUCCUAUGAGUUUAAGAAUACAGUGGAUAAGCUCAUUAAGAAGACUAACCUGGCUCUGGUAGUGGGCAGCAGUAGCUGGAGAGAGCAGUUUGUUAGUGCUGUGACUGUGAGUGCAGGUGAUGAUGAUGAGGAGGAGAGUGGCGAAGAGCGUCUUCCAUCCUGCUUUGAUUACAUCAUGCACUUCCUCACAGUCUUCUGGAAGGUUCUCUUUGCAUUCGUCCCUCCCACAGAGUAUUGGAAUGGAUGGGCCUGCUUCAUUGUGUCUAUCUGUCUGAUUGGUGUGUUGACGGCGGUCACAGGCGAUCUUGCUUGUCACUUUGGGUGCACUAUUGGCCUGAAGGAUUCAGUCACUGCUGUGGUGUUUGUUGCCUUGGGGACUUCAAUACCAGACACUUUUGCCAGUAAGGUUGCUGCCAUCCAAGAUCAAUAUGCUGAUGCAUCUAUUGGCAAUGUGACGGGCAGCAAUGCCGUUAAUGUUUUCCUGGGCAUUGGUGUGGCGUGGACCAUAGCUGCCAUAUACUGGCGCACUAAGGGCAAAUCAUUCCGCGUUGAGCCAGGCUCUCUGGCCUUCUCCGUCACACUGUUCAGUGCCUUGGCUGUGGUGUGUGUCAGUGUGCUCUUGUUUCGUCGGCGCCCCUCAGCCGCAGGAGGAGAGCUCGGCGGUCCACGGACUUGCAAGAUAUUGACAUCCAUGCUCUUUAUUUCCCUAUGGCUGAUCUACAUCCUGCUGGCCUCACUGGAAGCAUACUGCCACAUUACAGGAUUCUGAGAAACAAAACAGAAUAAAUAGUAAGGUAUCAUAUUAACUCGUCUUAGAGGAAUAUGAAAGUGGCCAGUGAAGGAGUUAUUUUUUUAUUAGUAUUUAUUAGAUAUUUAUCCUGUUACCUUUUAGUAAGUCAGAUACGUAGGUUCGAUUUUGUAAUUUUCCAUUUUCUUAAGGGAAUUGUUCACCCAAAAAUGAAAAUUCUGUCAUUAUUUUCUCACCCUCUUGGCAUUUAGCACUUGUAUGACUUUCUUGCUUGCGUGGAACACAAAAGAAGAAUUUAUGAACAAUGUGCUGUCCCUAUUUUUAGCGAAAUUGCAAUGACUAGAGCUUUCAACUUCAAAAAUAAAAUGGUAAAAAGUACCAUAGAAAGUAUCAUUAUCAGGUCAUAUAAAUAGCUUUGUAUGGAACAGAGUGAAAUUUAAGUAGUUAUUCACUGAUAAUGUUCCCCUCCAGUGAGCUCUUAAAGGAAUAUUUCAGGUUCAAUACAAGUUAACCUCAUUCGACAGCAUUUGUGGCAUAAUUUUGAUCAAUCGAUUAAACUCAUCCCUCCUUUUCUUAAAAAAAGCGCAAAUCUGGGUUCCAGUGAUGCACUUACAAUGGAAGUGAAUGGAAUCAGUCCGUAAAAGUUAAAUACCAACUAUUUCAAAAGUAUAGCCUCAAGAAUUAAACAAUAUGCAUGCUAACAUUAUUUUAGUGUGAUAAUACCCUAAAGGAAAUGUAAAAACAACAAUGUAAACACCUUUACAGUUUAAAAAAUACAUGAGUCUUAACAGAAGAAUUAACGAAUGUACUUUUAUAAAAUUAUAAGUUUCAUAUUUCUGCCUUAAACCCUCCAAAAAUGGGCCCCAUUCACUUCCAUUGUAAGAGCCUCACUGUAACCUCAAUUUUUAAUUAUUAUUUUAGUCUAAAUAAUUUUUUGUGGUAAUCAACAUUAUGCCAUAAAUGCUGUCGAUUGAAUUUAUCUUGUAUUGAACCCGGAAUAUUCCUUUAACUUGAGAGUUGUGAAUGAAUCAUUCAGACCAGUUUUGUUAACUGGAUCAACCGGUUCAUUAAAAAGAUCGCUACUUCACUCAUGAAAUGUAAUAAUGAUUUAAAUACUUUCUUUUGUUUUCCACUCAAGAAAAAAAGUCAUUUUAGUUUGGAACAACAUGAGGGUGAGUAACUGAUGAUGACAGAAUUUUCAUAUUUGUAUGAAAUAUCUCUUUAAAUUAGUUUGAAUGUCAGUUUUUGUCCCUUUGCCUUACACUCGUACCCGUCUUUCAGUGGAGUCUUCAAUCUAUCCAGACCAAUAACCAAUGACUCUCGUCUUUUUCAUACUCCUCUUUGAGCCAAUCCGAGACUUUGGUAACUGAAUGAAGGGUUUUACUUUUUUGGACUCUUUUUUUUUUUUUUUUUAAUGUUAUGUGUCAGUAUUGCUCAUGUAUGAAUAAUGAUAAUAUUUAAAAUGAUAUUUAACUAAACAGAAUGACCAAACAAACUAUAUCAUUAAGAGCGGACUAUAGAAACAGGAUGGAUUCACUAUUUCUUGUGGAAAAGGAAAAGCAUGUUUCAGGACUAAAAAUUAAUCUGACAGAUGGUCUGAAAAGCAUGUUGAAUUCAUAACUAAUCAUUUAAAGCUAAAGAAAAUUGUGAAAAAAAAACUGGAGUUAAUAACAGAGAAGACAGAAGAACAAUUGGAAAAUAGUUGCUGAAUAUCACUAUUUCAAACGUACAUUUUAAAUGUGAUGUGUGUGUGUGAGACUCCACCAAGAAUAAACAGCUUAACUGGUGUUCUCUUUAAAUAUCAAAUCAUUGUGUUGCAGUGCUGUUUGUAUCUGUAUUUGUUUUGUGCUAUGACAAGUCACACUUUUUUACUUGAAAGGACAAAUUAGUUUUACAUAGGAAAUACUACAGUAAUUGGGGAACAGUAUUUGACAUUUGCUAUGGCAUUAUUUAAAUGAAGGCCUUUAGCAAUAGUGUUGAGGACUAACUUAAAUUCCUGAGACUGACUGUGAACCAUAUUGCAUCCUUUAUACUCUUAAAUGAAUAUUUUGUGUUCAGUACAAGUUAAGAUCAAUCAACAGCAUUUGUAGCAUGAUGUUGAUUUCCACAAAAUACAAUUUUGAUUUGUCCGUCCUUUUCUUAAAAAAAAAGGAAGAAAAAAAUGAAGCUAAAAUGAGUUACAGUCAGCCACUUACAGUUAGGGUUGCCACUUUUGGAGUUUUAAAAUAAGGGACACUGUGAACAUCCUCCACAGUUUUAGCAAUAAAUGCCUUGAGUUAAUAUGUGUUAUUAAUAAAAAUUGUAUAUCCUUUCUGAUAUAAUAAAAGAACCUUCCUGACCCAUGACUUAAAA
Messenger RNA from Xyrauchen texanus (razorback sucker), 5610 nucleotides. RefSeq names its product solute carrier family 8 member 4b (gene slc8a4b). The record is from RefSeq and is a predicted model, not a curated record. Gene Ontology annotation, cellular component: sarcolemma; postsynapse; axon. Lineage: Eukaryota; Metazoa; Chordata; Actinopteri; Cypriniformes; Catostomidae. Gene Ontology annotation, biological process: sodium ion transmembrane transport; calcium ion import across plasma membrane; cell communication. The transcript has 9 exons. The coding region runs from base 496 to 3279 and encodes 927 amino acids. Gene Ontology annotation, molecular function: calcium:sodium antiporter activity.